CCUCAUCUGCAUAUAGACAAGCAAGAAAAACAAGAUAUUUUGUUUGAACAUUAAUACUUUUAGUAUUUUUAUUUAUUAUUGAGUAUCAUUGAAUAGAAACUGGAAAAUAAUUGAAAUAGCUUACCAAGUCUUGUUGGUUGCAUUUCUGAAAAUAUUGUUACUUUGUUGAUCUAAGUUAUGCCGAUUGUUCUUGAAGGAGCACUUUCAGCUUCCUUGGAUGCGUUAAGCGAAAAAAUUGCUUCUGCUACUAAGCUUGACGCUGAGCUGUUGAAAAGCCUAGAUGUAACACUCAUGAGACUUCAAUCUUUACUUCAUGAUGCUGAGAAGAAACAGAUCACCGAUCCUGCGGUCAAGGAUUGGUUGAACAAGUUGCAUGAUCUUGUCUAUGAAGCUGAAGAUUUGUUCGACGAAAUCAAUACUGAGGAUUCAAGGUACAAAGUUGAAGCUGAUAAGGUUCUUCAAAACUUUUCUUCUUUUUUUAAAAGGUUUAACAGAGAUGUCAAUUCUAAAUUGCGAAAGUUAAUUGAAAAACUGCAACAUUUGAGAAAUCAAAAUCCUGGAUUGAAAGAAGGUGAUUCCUACCGUGUUUGGAAUGUAACUCCUACAAAUUCUGUUGUGGGAGAUGAAUCUGCUAUUUAUGGCAGAGAUGAUGAAAUAAAGAAACUUAAAAAGCUUCUGAUGUCGGAGGAGGAUGGUGGAAGUAAAAUAGGAGUGAUUUCCAUUGUGGGUAUGGCAGGAUUAGGAAAAACAACAUUAGCUAAACUCCUUUACAACGACCAUGAUGUUAGAGACAAAUUUAAGUUGAGAGGUUGGACACAUAUUCCAGAAUUUCUUGAUGUUUUCACCGUCACUAAAACCAUUCUUGAGUGUCUCACGUCAAAAAGAAAUGCGACGGACGACCUCAAGAUUCUACAGCUGCAAUUGCAGCAAACUUUAAGCGAUACAAAGUUUUUGCUAGUGUUGGAUGAUAUAUCGUCUGCAAGAUAUGUUGAUUGGACUAUUCUAAAUGAUAUUUUUAAUCUUGGGAAUAUGGGGAGUAAGAUCAUCAUCACAACUCGAGAUGAAAGCUUUGCGCUAUCCAUGCAAAAUCCUCUCUAUGUCCACCAUUUAAGAUCUUUGGAAAUUGAAGAUAUCUGGUCUUUACUAGCAAGACAUGCAUUUGUAGGAGGAAACUACCAACAACAUUCUAAUCUAGAAAUGAUUGGUAGAGAAAUUGCCAAAAAAUGUGGUGGCUUACCAUUAGCUGCAGUAGAAUUGGGACGUAUUCUUCGACUCAAUUGGACACAAAAUUAUUGGAGUGAUGUAUUUAACAGUAGUAUUUGGGAGUUGCCAAAUGGUAUGGUACAACCAGCUCUGCUAUUGAGAUAUCAAUAUCUUCCAGGUCCUUUAAAAAGAUGUUUUGCUUAUUGUUCCAUUUUUCCAAAGAACUCAAUCUUAGAGAAAAAGAUGUUGGUUCAGUUAUGGAUUGCAGAAGGCUUUAUACCUUAUCCCAAAAGUGACAAAACUUGGGAAAAAUUAGCCGAAGAAUACUUUGAUGAACUAGUAUCUUGGUCUCUGAUACAUCAAUGCUCCAAUGAUAAUGACGGAAGAAACUUUGAAAUGCACGACCUCGCCCAAGAUUUGGCUACGACAGUUUCAUUUCCACAUUACAUUAGGUUGGAAAAACAUAAGCCGCAUAAAAAGGUGCUACAUUUGUCAUACAACAGAGCGGAAUACAAUAAAUUGGAUGAAUUGGAUGAAUUAAAAGGUCUACGAUCAUUUUUAGCCAUGCCAUUGCAAGAUUCACCGGUGUCUUAUUCAAUGCCGAAGAGGAUAUUUUUUGACUUAUUGUCGACAAAGACACACUUACACGUAUUGUCUCUUUCACACUACCAGAAUAUCACUAAGUUGCCCAACUCUAUUGGAAAUUUGAUAUACCUGCGAUACUUGAAUCUCUCUGGCACUCGGAUUAAAAGAUUGUCUUCUGAAAUGUGCAAGCUUUACAAUUUGCAGACGUUGUUGCUGUCAAAAUGUUUCGAACUCACUGAAUUGCCAAGGGACAUGGGGAAAUUGGUGAACCUACGCCACCUUGACAUCAGAGGCACUAAACUGAAGGAAAUGCCUGUACAGAUAUCCACACUAGAAAAUCUACAGACAUUGUCGGACUUUAUAGUCAGCGUGAAGGAUGUUGGAUUAAAGAUCGGAGAUCUGGGAAAAUAUCCUCAUCUAAGGGGAAACCUUUCCAUCUCACAACUUGAAAAUGUAACUGACCCAUCCCAUGCUUUUGAAGCAAAUUUGAUGUUUAAAAAAGAAAUUGACGAGUUGGAACUAGGAUGGUCUUACACAGCUCAUUCAAACUCACAAAUACAAAGUGUUGUAUUGGAACGACUGCGUCCGCCUACAAAUUUGAAGGGUCUUAUCAUCUCCGGAUAUGGUGGAGACAAAUUACCAAAUUGGUUGGGCGAUUCUAUAUUUGGCAACAUGGUGAGAUUGAGUAUCUCAGAGUGUAAAAAUUGUUCAGGGCUACCAUCGCUUGGGAAACUAAGCAAUCUAAAAGAACUCUUCAUUAGUAAGAUGCAAUCUGUAAAGAGUGUUGAUAUUGAGUUCUAUGGAAGUGGUUCUCCUUCUUUUCAACCAUUUCCCUCCUUGAAGACUCUGCACUUUAACCAUAUGGACGAGUGGGAGGAAUGGGAGCUGAUUGGAGGUUCAUCUCCAGAGUUUCCUAGCCUAACACACCUCUCAUUGGGAUAUUGUCCGAAACUCAAUGGAAACAUACCAUGCAACCUUCUUAAGCUUACUUAUCUGUCUGUGAAACUUUGUUCUGAACUCAGAGGGAUGACGCUCCACAACCUUCCUUCCCUUAUUGAACUUGAGUUAACCGAGUGUCCUCUACUGUUUGAGACAACUCCGCUAUUUGACAGCCAAUUGCCGAGUUGUCUCAAUUCUCUUCAAAAGAUGAUUUUAAAAAACAUUCCUUCUUUAACAUCCUUUCCGAAAGACGGUCUUCCCAAAACCUUACAUUCUCUCCAUAUUGAUUACUGUGAGAAUUUGGAGUUCCUUUCUCAUGAAUCUUUUCACAAUUACUCAUCACUCGAGCAUUUGACUAUAUCCAAUAGUUGUAAUCCAAUGACUUCAUUUACCUUGUGCCCUCUCCCAGUCCUCCAAAGUCUAUAUAUCGGUGGCUGCAAACAUUUAAAAUCCAUAUUAAUUGUAGAAGAUGUGUCACAACAGAAUCUCUUGUUUCUUAGAACCAUCACAGUAGAGUUUUGCAAUGAACUAGAGUCGGUUUCCCUAACUGGAUUUCCCAUUCCUAACCUCACUCAUUUAACUGUGCGUCAGUGUGAGAAGCUUUAUUCUCUACCAAGACCAAUGAACAGACUUGCUAGCCUUCAUACGUUAAAAAUUGAUGGCCUUCCAAAUCUGAAACAAGUUUCCAGAGAUGACUUGCCUCUCAGUUUAUGUGUACUUUAUGGAUAACAUUUUACAAUUUUCAACACUCUCUAGCUCAAGCCGUUGCGAGAGGAGGGAAAGUUCCCUUCUUCUCUUGAAGAACUGAAAAUCAGUUUGUGACUGUUAUUUGUGCGGAGGAAGCAAAGGAAUGAGUGGCGUAAGAUUGCUCACAUUCCCACCAUACUUAUCAAUUGAUCAUGUUCACAUAAGUAACAUGUCCCGGUGAGUCACUAAAAUAUUUCUUUCUGGAAAUGUUGUAUAUGUACAUAAAUGCAUGUCACAGUAGCAGUACACUAUUCUGAACUCGUUCAUGAAAGGAAUCAAUCCUAGGGGGAAGAACCAGAUAGCAUAAUAUAUGUUUGUUCUCCAGUGUUUCAUUGGAUAAAUUCUUGACAGUCCUGUAAUUUUUCCUGGAAGUCAUCAUGUCAUGGAGUAAUGUAGAGGAAUCGCAAAAUUACUGAUGAAUCAACCGGAGAAAUCUAGAGUACAUUUAUAUUGAAGGAGCAUAUGUGAUGCUUAUUUCAAGAAGUAUCCAUUGAAAAUUGAUUCAGAUUCUUGCGGGUUGAACCCGUCUACUUUCAAUGGCUAAUGUUUCUUCAAAUUCUGACAUUCUUGUUGUUUAUAUGGCACUGGUUUUGUGUGCAACUCAUAUUAUGGUCAGACACCACAUUCCAUGGAUUCUGUGAGGUCUUCCAUAUCUCACUUGUUUGAAAGCUAGUCAAUUGAUCCAAUGAGUACAUCAGUCAGCAUGUAGGAAAUCUCUCCAUUAGAAAAUGGAGUUUCUGAUCUUGGUACUGAGAAUACUACAUUUCCUAUUCUAAAAGCUUACAGAGCUAUAAAGGCUGGAGAAAAGGCGUCUCAAGAAAUCCUUGACUAGUGGAAGGAAAAUGGAUUUUCUAGACAUUUCAACUUAAAAGCCAAGUAUUUGACUCACUAUUCAAAAAUCAUAAAAUUGAGGUAGCUUGGGAGUCAUAAGUUAGUAUUAGAUCAAACUCAAAAUUCGACUGGGGUAGCUUCAGAAUUCGACAUACCCGUAAAUAUAUCAUCACUACAAUAAGAUAUAUUUAUGGAGUAGAUAUGUAUGUCAUGUAGUUAUCAUCAUACAUAAGAUAUACAUAUGUUAGUAUUCUAUAAAUAAGCUCCUCUCUCACAUGUUAAGAGAGAGGUUAGUUGUUAUUUUUCACUUGUAAUCAUUUAACUCUAAUUGAGAAAGUGAAUUGAAUAACUGUUAUAACCAA
This is a messenger RNA of Lathyrus oleraceus (garden pea), 4667 nucleotides long. RefSeq names its product putative disease resistance RPP13-like protein 1. The record is from RefSeq and is a predicted model, not a curated record. Gene Ontology annotation, molecular function: ADP binding. Bases 178 to 3456 code for a protein of 1092 amino acids. The transcript is spliced from 4 exons. NCBI's taxonomy places the organism in Eukaryota, Viridiplantae, Streptophyta, Magnoliopsida, Fabales, Fabaceae.